AAUGCACAUGAAUGGAUGGCUGUUUCCAUCAACAUAAACGGGAGUUUGAAGGAAUUCGUAUUGCUGGGAUUCCCCGGGCUGGGAGAAGAGUACUACAAGGUUAUAUUUGCAGCAGCUCUGCUUGUUUAUGUGAUUGCUCUUUGUGGCAACCUCAUAUUACUUUCUAUUAUCACGUUUGAUAAAAGGCUCCAUAGCCCCAUGUAUUUUCUUGUAUGCAAUUUAUCGUUUGCUGAUAUUAUUUAUAUAUCAACAUCGCUCCCUAAAUUAAUGUCAAGAUACCUCCUGGACGACAAGGUCAUAUCAUAUAAUGGAUGCUUUACACAGAUGUACUUUUUUCUGUGUUUGUCGUCUCUGGAAUCAUAUAUUCUUGUUGCAAUGGCCUUUGAUCGUUUUUUAGCAAUCUGCCAACCUCUUAGGUACCCUACUUUAAUGAACGGUAGAAAUAGCAUUUUGCUUGCGGUGUUUGGCUGGACUUUAGGUUUCAUUACACCUAUAAAGUCUGUUUCAUUAACUCAAAGUAUGGAUUUCUGUGGGCCAAAUAAAAUUUAUCAUUGCAUUUGUGACUACAGUGCAGUAAUUAAACUUGCUUGUAAUGACAUUUCUGGGAUCAGUACACAGGGCCUUGUGACGGCGUUAUCGAUUAUCAUAAUCCCAUUUACUUUUAUUGUUUUCACGUAUAUAAACAUAGGUCUUGCAGUCGCUAAAAUUAAAAGUUCGGGGAGAGCUAAAGCUUUAUCUACGUGUGUUGCGCAUCUACUCGUUGUAGUGUUUUUUUACAGUUCAGCGACAUUUGUUUUUGUUUCUUAUAGAAUUCAAAACGUAUCUACAGAUGUCCGCAUUUUGGGUUCACUUCAGUAUGCGGUGAUGCCUCCUCUGCUAAACCCUUUUAUAUAUUCAUUUAGAAAUAAAGAUAUACGUGAAGCAAUUAAAAAGAAAUUUAAAGAUAAUAUGGUCGAAAAACAUCAAAUUGAUGUCAUGGCUAUACCGAGUUGUUAAGCAAUACAGUACAUCAUUUCAUCAGGACUAAGGUUUGAGCACAUCUGACUUGGAUAAUGUGGCGGUGACAUGCACCUUUUUGUUUUAUAAUUUCUCAAAGGGUAUAUGACAGAGUGAAUUGCCGCGGUUUAUUAUUUGGGAGAUUAAAAACAAUACGUGUGUUAAAUGUACCUCUUGCAUUAGCUAGUCUCAUUUUGCAGAAGAAUAGUUUCGUAAGUGAAUUUGAAUACAUUUUUUUUGCAAUCAUAUAAGAUAUAGUAGGUUUCUUAUUACGAUAUUCACUUAUUUUAAAUGGCUUUGGUCAGUGUCAGGUCCGGUCCUGUCGGAAACUCAAUGCUUCCGGUUGAGCUUCGCUAACAAAAAGCUAGUAGGCUACCUUGGAUUAUGUGGAUUCAGUAAAUAGCUGGUAAGGCGCUCUUAUUAAGGUAGAACAUAAAAUUACUACUACUACUACUAUUA
Erpetoichthys calabaricus (reedfish) is the source of this 1455-nucleotide messenger RNA. Its product is annotated as olfactory receptor 2AT4-like. Gene Ontology annotation, molecular function: olfactory receptor activity; G protein-coupled receptor activity. The transcript has a single exon. Gene Ontology annotation, cellular component: membrane. NCBI's taxonomy places the organism in Eukaryota, Metazoa, Chordata, Cladistia, Polypteriformes, Polypteridae. The coding region runs from base 16 to 996 and encodes 326 amino acids. Gene Ontology annotation, biological process: G protein-coupled receptor signaling pathway. The record is from RefSeq and is a predicted model, not a curated record.